Parasteatoda tepidariorum (common house spider) is the source of this 5409-nucleotide messenger RNA. RefSeq names its product meckelin. The record is from RefSeq and is a predicted model, not a curated record. NCBI's taxonomy places the organism in Eukaryota, Metazoa, Arthropoda, Arachnida, Araneae, Theridiidae. Gene Ontology annotation, cellular component: ciliary transition zone; MKS complex. Gene Ontology annotation, biological process: cilium assembly.
UAAAAUAUUAGCCAUCUCCAAUAUUAUUGUUGUACACAGAUAUGUCUUGUUUUGUGUUUACAGCUGUCUUACUCUUGUUUUCUAUCACCCUAAUUAACGGAAAUUUCCCGGUGCCUGCUGUCUAUCCUGAGUUUUGUAAUUCCACGGAAUAUUUUGAUUCAAUUUGCAUUCGGUGCAAAAAAUGUGGGAAAGAUGAUAGUCAAGUAUCUUUACAAACAAGAGCGCGUGAGGGCUACUGCACGUGCAGAUCUCAGUUUUAUGUGAAAAAUAAAAGGAAUUCAGUCGAUUUAAAUUGUUCUUCGUGUCCACCUCAAACUGUUCCAGCUAAGAAUAAAAAUAGAUGUUUAAAAUGCAUGGAAAGUAAUCCUUUUAAUGAAACGACUGGACAUUGUGAGCCUUGCAUGAAUGGCACUUUUGUGGAAACAGACGAAUAUAUGUUGUGCAUAUCUUGUGAAAAUUCACCAUUGGGUAUCAAAGAUUCUGAUGAAUCCAUUGAUAUUUGUUCUAGCCAGCUAUCAAUAACACCAAAGCUAUGCAGUGAAUCCAAUCUGAUUUUUUCUGGUGGUUAUUGCAUUCCUUCCUUAAGCAACGAGCCAUCUUUAUUUAGUAUUAAAUAUGAGAUAGGAGAAAGUGUGAAAUCAGCUUUAUUCAAAGAGCACCUUAAUUCUGCCCUCUACUUAUGCAAAGAAAAUGAAGACUUUGCCUGCCAAAUGCUAGCUAAUUUUUGUGUUCUGCUUCUUUACAAACUAAGUAUUGAAAAUAAUGCUUGUUUAGAAUUCAGGAAAAUUGCCAGAAAACGCUUAGAUGAAUGUCCCAGUAAACAAUUAUGGCUAUAUUAUUUUGACGAGGAAGCCAGGUGGAAUGCAACAAAAGACUUGUAUCAAAAUAAUGUACCAAAUAUGUUUUCUCCCUCCUUAAAUCUUGAAGAGUCCAAACUUCAAAUUGUAGCAAAACAAUUUGCCUUAAAUGGAUCUUUCAUUGGAAUAAAAAAGCUAAAAAGUGAUGAUCUCCAUCUUUGUCAAGAAUCUGAUCUUGAAGAUGAUAUAGCAUUGACUGUGGGUACACAGUUGAAAAGAGCUUGUACAAGAUCCUUGCAGUCUUUAUGGUUAUCUUCGCAUCUUCAGUUUUAUGAUUUAUAUCUUGUUAGUAAAAUCAAUCAAAGUGAAUGGUGGUAUCCCAUUCCUGUUCUCAUACGAGGAAUUCUUGUGAAUGGAGAAUUUGUAAAUAUUGACAAAGACCCAUCGAAGUGGCUUCUUGUGCGCCGAUAUUUUCUCACAGACCACAUAAGCGGCAUUGAAGAGGGUCUGGAGAGCAAUCAACCCCCCACCACUAAGGUCUUCAGAUAUGCUGCGGACGUUUCUCUCAGAGUGAUAUUUAAACCCCAUGGAAAUCCUGGCACCAUAUAUCCUCCAUUGCUCACAAUUGCAUAUGCUGAAGCUACUCCAGAUGAUUUUAAGAAAAAUAAAAAAGUUACAGUUAAAUUUUCUGUAUCCUAUGAAAUGGAUCAGUCUUCUGUGAUGAAAAGCAUUGUGAUAUCUAUGUCUAUUUUUGGAGUAUUAUCGUUUGCUUGGUCUGUUUUACAAACCUUUAGUUGGUAUAGGCGGUCUGGGAAGAAUGCUAUCGACUUAGUGACUUUAGGAAAAUUUACCAUAUUUAUGUGUGGCAACCUCUCUACGUCUUUCUUUUGUGUCAUAUUUCUUCACUGCUUCUAUUGGUUAACUUUUUUUAAGAAACAAGAUGUUUUACAUUCUCUGCUGCCAAUUCCAUCCCAAGAAAAGUUUUUAAGUGUUUAUAUUGGAUUAGCUCUUACAAUGAAAGCGAUCCAAGUCAUCCACCUACUCUUCGUGCAGUGUAGCAUAAAUAUCUUCUUCGUCGACUGGGAACGUCCGAGAGUGCGCUCGUCUUGCGUGAGCGUACGCUCGGCGACGACGACCAAGGGGGUGGCCGAGACAAACGUGAGUUCGGAGAAUAUUAAGGGGUGUUUGCCCAAAACCACACCUGACAAAAUGCAUACCGAUAUGGCUGGUAUCAGUAUAUGGAGAACUUAUUAUGUGGCCAACGAAUGGACCGAAAUACAAAGUAAAAGAAAAAUCAACUUGUGUGCUCAACUUUUUGGAGUUUUAUUCUUUCUCAAAGUUCUUGACUUUGAAAGUUAUGCCUUAGCUAGCUUAAAAUUCAAUUUGCCUCCUUCUGAAGUUCAUAAAUAUGUGCCUUACAGUGCUUGCAGUCGACUAGCCCUCGGUGCUUCUGUUUUCCUGAGCUUAGCUCUUCUACAAGUUGUUUUUAGAAAAGGAAUUUAUGAGCGUUUUGUGGAAGAUAAAUUGCAACAAUACGUUGAUUUGUGCUCUGUUAGCAAUGUAAGUGUUUUUUUGUUGUUGACCAAAAAAUUUGGUUAUUACAUUCAUGGGAGAUCUACACAUGGUAAGGCAGAUGUAAAUAUGAAAGAAAUGCAUGAGUUCCUUAGAAAAGAAGAAGAAGACCUGUGUGGCUAUCGUGGAUUACUACCAGAUACUCAACAGCAGACAUUUCAGUUUGUUUUGCCUCCUGGUGUUCAUGAUCAGUUCAUCAGGCUCUUACUUCCCCUUACAUCCUAUAGCCAGGCUGCUGACCGUAUGCAAGGAGUGGGCGGACGUUUGGCUAAAGUUGAUAUCUCCAGAGUUGCCAAUACUCACUAUAUGCUCAAUAAAUUUCUCUCUGCCUUUAUUGAUCAUUCAUUUAAAGAUAUAGAUUAUGUUGUCAAGGACAGAGUAUUGCUGGAAUAUCUGUUUGAUAUUGAAUGUUUUGAAGUGGCAGACAGAGGAUAUUUUUACAAUGAUGAUGGUCGUUCUUUUUCCAAUGUGAUGUUUUAUGGGAAUGAAUCUAUACUCUUGUUAUUUGAUGUCCUCCUCUUCACUGCCAUUGAUAUUGCAUCAACAGAUUUUGUUCUUUCUGCCAUCCUCACUUUUCUUAUUGCAAAGGUUCUUCAAGGUUUGAGGCGGAGUGCUGGAAGACGUAAUUUAGUGAGGAAAGCUUUGAUUGAUGAGCGAUUCCUGACAUAACAAAGCCUUCUGUAAAAUACUUUAUUUAAUGUUGAAAUUGCAAUUUUUACUUUAGUACGAAUGCAGUUUUAAUUUUACUUGACCAUUUUAUACUUUCCAUUGUAAAAUAUUUCAUUUUGAAUCCAUCCAUAAAAGUGUGCUAAAUAAAGAAAAAAAAUAUUGCUCAUAAAUUGUAACAUUUCUCAAAAAUGAUAAACUUUUAAAAUCAUCAGAUAACCCUCUACUUCCCUAAUAAAGAACCAAACUUUUUGGAGCCAUCUAAAUUUUUCACCUUAUUAUAUCCCUUCCCCUCCAAUGGUCAGUCAAAAUAUUGUUCUCUCCAUUUUAUUGAUUUUCUCACAAUUUUAUGUCCAUUAUCUGAUGUGUUAACUUUGUCAUCUAGCUGUUAAAAAUUCAUAUCCUUGCUGGCAUUAGGGCGGAAUUCAGAUAAAUUUAUGCAAUUACUACUAUGGUUCAAUUAAGCCAAUCAAAAGCCUGCAUUUUUGCAAUGUGUAAAAAUAUAAACUUUUGAUUGGCCAAAUUUGUCCGCCUUCAUUGCGAAAAUUUAGCAGAAUUCGGCCCUUAGAAAGCCAUGAACUUACAAAAUAUAGAUUGUGUUCAUACGAUAGAUCAAUGAAGAGACUCGCAUAAAGCUGACAAAUUUUACACUGUACUGAUAUUUUGUUGAAAAAAAGUUCAUUAAAGAAGGAAACGUAAAAUAAACUUUCUAUUUUAUUUGGGGGCCUCCUUUGAUGUGGGGGCCCAGGGCAACUGCCCUGCAUGCCUCUGCCUUAGUCAGGCUCUGUCAGGGGAUAAUAGAUUAUGUGAAAGAAUGUGAUUUAUGAUGCUAUAGUGGAUCCCGUAUUCACCAACACGGAUUACCACCGGGUAAUCUAUGGGUAAGAGUAAAAUCACGAGUUUAGUGCGAAACGUUAUUCUCCAGCCGAAAUUUCGCCAAACUCGCAGAUUUCAUCGACAGUUCUGACUCUCCGGGUAACCCUCUGUUUUUGCCAAGUUAUCGAAGGGUAACCUAUUCACGAGGAGCUUGUAAACAAAAAAGAUGGAGGAUUCUAUCGCUGCGUUUGAGCUUGAAUUUCUUGAAACUGUUGAAAGAAGGGAAAGAUAUGUCCCAACUAUCAGAAAUAAUGACCUGAAAGAGUUAGAUGAAAUAGACUUUUUUGAAAGAUAUUGUUUCUUAAAACCGACGAUUGAAGAACUGAUCUCCAAAAUUGGCAGUAAGUUGGAAUCUGAUACAGAUCGGAACAAUGCCUUAACUCCAACGGAAAAAGUUUUAACUGCUGUAAAAGAUUUUAUGAAUUUGGAAACCAGCAAAUAACAUGUUUAUAUUAUAUAACAGCACGUGUUUAUAUUAUAUACAAAGUCACAUGGUUUUACCUUGCCCAAUCAAGGGCCUCGUUAUAUUUCCUGCAAGAGUUAAACUCGAGUUGUGAAAUCCUCUGUUGAAAACGGUUGGAGAAUAAAAAGCGAGGGUUAAUCCGAGAGUAACUCUGAACCUUGGAUAUUCCGAUCCCCGAGUUACUCUUGAAUUUAACUCGGCGUGGUGAAUACGGGUGUAAAAGUUUUGUGGAAGGAUCAGAGUUAAGACAUUAUCCAGUAAUAUUUUAAGCGUGUUUUAUUGAUUAACCAACAUUUAUUUAAUGUUUUGUUUAUUUUUACAAUUAAUUAAUUACCAGUGAAGAUUAACAAAAAAAAAUUUUCCUGACACUAUAUUGAAGGAUAUGCAUUUAUAAAAAAAAAAGCAAUAUUACAUGGUGCGUAGCAUAUUUAAAAAGUGCUUAAAGGUGCUUAUCUUCAAUUUUUGUUUUUUGAAAGUCCUUAAAGGUGCUUUUUUUCCUGGGGUGUUUUUAAAAAGUGCUUCAUUUUCAGUUUUCGAAAAAGAGAUUUAUUUCCCAUGUCGAUUUUCGCCACGUAUUAUGCAAAAGUGUGCUUUUCACAAUGUUCUAUUCAACAUUUUUAAAAUUCAUUCAACCACAUUCUAAUUUGGCGUACCAUCGGUCCAUAACGUAUGAAAGUGCUAAUUAUUUUACAUGUCUAUUGAGCAGGGAUCGUUGAGACUCUUGCACUCUCACGUGCAACUCUGCUGCAUUUUACAAGAUAUUCUCAAUUUCCGGCUUCAUCCCCUCCCCCCACCGAAAUCGAACCGAUAAAUCUCUCGAUCAUUUUAUAAUGGCUAAUGUAAUCAAGAAAAGAGUUCUUUGUCAGAAACCAGUCAUUUAUCAUGAUCAUCUAAAGUCUGUGAAAAUUAUUUUGCAUUUUGUUAAUGUAUGGAGUGCUUAAAAAGUGCUUACUUUUUGUUGAGAGAUUUGGUAUUAGUACUUCCCAUCCAAAUUUUCAAUUAAAAAUAAAAUAACUGUAAAGAAAUAUUCUCAAA